This is a messenger RNA of Rhizopus microsporus ATCC 52813, 2793 nucleotides long. RefSeq lists its product as uncharacterized. Bases 38 to 2704 code for a protein of 888 amino acids. Gene Ontology annotation, biological process: protein O-linked glycosylation. NCBI's taxonomy places the organism in Eukaryota, Fungi, Mucoromycota, Mucoromycetes, Mucorales, Rhizopodaceae. The record is from RefSeq and is a predicted model, not a curated record. The transcript has 10 exons. Gene Ontology annotation, cellular component: membrane. Gene Ontology annotation, molecular function: mannosyltransferase activity.
CCUCUCUUCAUUCAUAUCCCUUUUUCUUUCUUUCUUUAUGUCAGUCAUGGGGUUUUCCUUGAGGCCGAGAAGGUUACAAGGAAAAUCAGAUCCAUUUACGGAGCCAGUGGAUCAUCAGGAUGAUGAAAAAAAGCUUAAAAAAUAUCAAAAUCAUCUAGACACGUCGUCUCAGGGCAUCGUUCAGGAAAGGAUCCGCUUGGUAAUCCUGACAGCACUGAGCCUGUACUUUCGGGUGCUGAAGUUAGGACAUCCUCCUUUUAUCACAGAGAUUGAAAUGGAAACGAGUAGACAGACGAAUUGGUAUAUGGCUAACAAGUACUUUAUCGGAAAGUAUCCUCCUCUCAGUGGCUUAAUAAAUACAGGUCUGGCGUAUAUCGUCGGAUACUAUGGAACUGAAGACCUCUUAUAUGCUGGACAAGAAUUCCAUCAAUUUCCUUUGAUCGGCAUGCGUAGGCUUGCUGCUAUUCUGGGGACUUUGAUCGUUCCCAUCUGCUACCUUACCCUCCGCAAUAUGGGCCAUUCCCGCUCUACUUGUACUCUUGCUGCAACACUCUUGAUCUUAGAGAAUGGUCAUAUCACUCAAUCAAGAUAUGCUUCACCAGAAGUAUUCGUACUGUUCUUUAGUGCUGCUGCUACUUUUGUGUGGACAAUUGUCCGUAACCGCUUGAGUGAAAGUGACCCAUACGGUGGGCUUUAUCUGUUAUUCUGGAAGAUACUAACAGGCUUAUGCAUUGGACUUUCUAUCAGUUCGAAAUGGACAGGAACAUUGAUUUUCCCCGUAAUUUGGUAUUCGAUUGGAAGAGAGAUAUGGAGCGAUAUGACCAAUACCAGACAGCCUAUAUACGCGUGUCUUCGAAAGCUAUAUGUUUAUCUUUUCAGUGUUGGGGUGUUUCCAUUUUGGAUAUACAUGUUUAUCUUUAAGAUACACUUUGAUAUUGUCUCAAAGGCGGGCGAUCAUGAUCUCAUCCUUAGUUCGCGGUUUCGAUACUCACUUGUUGGAAACGAAUUUGAACCCAGUCAACAAAACAUUGCCUAUGGAUCGCAGAUUGUGAUCAAACAUGAUGGGUCUCCAGGCGGAUACCUUCAUUCACAUAAAGAUCAGUUUACAGGUGGAAGCAAACAACAGGAAGUGACAUUGUAUCCCUAUGUUGAUCUGAACAAUAUUUGGACUGUUCACAAGAAAAAGAGUCUUUAUAAUUCGUCUCAGCCUUUGGAACUUGUUCAUAAUGGAGAUCAAAUCCGGCUAGAGCACUUUGCGUCAACUCGUAAACUUCAUUCUCAUGAUUAUCGACCCCAAAUAACAAGCAAAAGAGAGCAUCAGGAAGUAACUGCCUAUGGCGAUAAAUUGAUCAAUGACGUGUACGAUUACUGGACAUUGAUCGUGUUAGAUGACGACAAUAGGCACAGCAGAGACAUGAAUAUAACGUGGCAGACAUUGAAUCAGCGAUUUAGACUGCUUCAUAUACGUGGAUGUGCGCUGAUUAGCCAUGGAGCAUAUUAUGAAGGUGAAGGUCAUAACCACCAAGAGGUGACAUGUAUGGCCAGUGCAGGUCUUCACGUUUCUACAUGGAUUGUUGAAUCUGCUUAUCAUGAAAAGUUAGAAAACGCGGAACCUGUCUCGUUCACAAAGAUGAAAUUUAUUGAAAAGUUUAGAGAAACCCACAAUCUGAUGUUGAAGUACCCAUUUGUGGUUUACAAUCGCCUUGAACAAGGUAUUGGUUUACAAGACGGACUGCUGAACCCAAAAUUAGAGAAUGCAGGCACGCCUAUGAAAUGGUUUCUGAAAAGAACAAGCUCAAAAUUAUGGUAUAAGCUUUCUGGUUUCUCAGUUCAUCUCGUACUGAACGCAGCUGUGCAAAAGUUUAUAACGAGCGCCAUCAUUGGGUACAUGGGGUUUCUUUGUUUGAUCAAGUUCCUGGCAAAGCGCCAGAUCAAACUCCCAGCUCAGCUUUCAUGGCUCAGUAUUGCAGGAACAGAAAUUACAGUCAAUCAAGUUUAUAAAAAUUCAAUAUCCCUACUCAGUUCUGCUGUGGCGUCUCAUGUUGUGAUGCUUCGGCUAGUUCCGCCGCAUACGGUUAGCAUGUCCGAUAUCUUACCCAGCAUCUACUACGGCAUCAGUCUCUCCUCGGUGAUACUUGAAGGUAUGGUAUCCACCAUGCUUCCAAUCUAUCGCCGUGCUCUCUAUUAUGGUCUCAUCGUGUUGGCUCUCUUUUUAUUUUCACAACAGUCUCAUCUAACCUAUGGUACACGGUCAUGGCACAGAACGGACUGUGAAUCGUUUGGGAUCGACAUGAACUGUAUUCAUUUCCCCUUGUAUGAACAUGAACUCAAAGACUUUGUGGAGCAGAGUGGAGAGACACCCAACGCGACCGAUCUGACAGUGUAUUUUAAUGUUUUGGGCAAAACCGAGCCGUUCAGGUACACUCAAGGUCAAGAAAAGGAGGCUGAACAAGCACUUGAGUUAUUAAAGCAGACAAAAUAUCAGCAAGAAGCAGAACAGUCGACGGGUAUCUACAGGUACCAUCGUGUUGUGCCAACGCCUGCCAUUACCUUACAAGAAGCAAUUGAUUGGUCAAAGUCAGUACAUGAAAAAGCAAUUGAAAGAGAAAAGGAAGCAGCCAAGAAAAGAGCUGAAAAAAAGGCAUUGAAGAACAAGAAGCGAAGGAAGAGGAUGAAGAAAAGAAAGAAGACUAGUUUAUUAUAAAUUAUAAAAUGAAAUAAAUUCAAAGCCUGUGGGCGCCGAGUUCGCAGACCAAAUCGUCCCGGCAAGAUCUGACUGUUUAGUGACCCCCA